Messenger RNA from Hibiscus syriacus, 1687 nucleotides. RefSeq names its product transcription initiation factor TFIID subunit 15b-like. Lineage: Eukaryota; Viridiplantae; Streptophyta; Magnoliopsida; Malvales; Malvaceae. The transcript has 6 exons. The coding region runs from base 50 to 1342 and encodes 430 amino acids. The record is from RefSeq and is a predicted model, not a curated record. Gene Ontology annotation, molecular function: RNA binding.
UUUCAUUUAACCCAAGUAAAACAAAAGGCCCUAUUUCCAUCGUCAAAGGAUGUACGGUCAAGACGGAGGCGAAGCUGCUCCGCCUUUUUAUGGUGGUGGAUAUACCAGUUCUGGAGGCUACGGUGGAGGCGGUCGAGGUGGAGGUCACGGGGGCCGUGGCGGCGGCAGAGGAGGAGGUGGAGGAUAUGGCGGUGGUUCUCAAAAUCGAGGAGGCGGAGGAGGCUAUCAAAGAGAGCGCGGUGGAAGAGGUGGUGGCCGUGGUGGAGGCGGACGAGAUGGUGAUUGGCUUUGCCCUAAUCCCAGCUGUGGGAAUUUGAACUUUGCAAGAAGAGUUGAAUGUAACAAAUGCGGUGCACCCUCUUCUGCAUCUGCUGGUGAACGUGGUAGUGGUAGUUAUAGCAGAGGUGGUGGUGGAGGAUAUGGUGGUAAUCAGGGAGGUAGAGGAGAUGGGGAUAGAGGUGGUUAUGAUAGUGGGAGGAAUAACAACUAUAAUGGAGGCAGAUAUGGGAAUUAUGAUAACAGAAGCAGUGGUAGUAGAGGUGGUUCUUAUGGAGGUAGUCAAGGAGGGGAAGACGAUGGCUAUGGUAAAGUUCCUCCUCCAGCGCCCAGUUCUUAUGGUGGAAACUAUCCACCUGCUCCUAAUGCAUAUGGUGGAAAUGCAAAUUAUGGAAUGGAAGCUGUUCCUCCACCAACAGGUUAUACUGGUGGACCCACAUCAUACCAUCCACCUUAUGGUGGCUCUGCAGGUGGUGGAGGUUUGAGUGAUGUGAGCACUGGUGGUCGAGGGGGAGCUCCUGGUCGAUAUGAUGGUGGGUAUGGUUCUGGUGGUCCUCGAAAUCAAGGAGCUGGUCAUGGUAGUCCUCCUGUUGACACAUCAGUUAAGAUCAAGCAGUGUGACGGCAACUGUAGUGAUUCUUGUGACAACUCAAGAAUAUACAUAUCAAAUUUGCCGCCUGAUGUUACUAUUGAAGAAUUAAAAGACCUUUUUGGUGGCAUUGGACAAGUCGGAAGAAUUAAGCAGAAGCGUGGCUAUAAAGAUCAGUGGCCCUGGAAUAUUAAAAUAUACACAGAUGAGAAAGGAAACCAGAAAGGCGAUGCAGUUUUGUCUUAUGAAGAUCCUCAGGCUGCUCACUCUGCUGGUGGUUUCUUUAACGAUCAUGUCAUGAGAGGCUAUACGAUCAGCGUGGCUAUGGCAGAGAAGACUGCACCCAAAGUAUAUGAUCAUGGAGGUGGUAGAGGCGGCUACGGAGGUGGUGGCAACAGGCACAGGGAUAGUUACAGAGAUGGAAGUUCUGGACCAGACAGGCACAACCAUGGUGGAAACCGUUCACGUCCAUAUUGAGGGACAUCGAUCGUCAACUAUUUUAUGUACUAAGAAUUGUGGUCUAAGGGUUCUAGUUGUGUUGCAUUGACAGGAUUAUUCUUGAACAGGAGACUAAGAGGUAGGUUGUUCACUUGUCUGGGCAAUACCCUUUUUUCUCCUAACUCCUUUGUUCUGUUAGCUGGGGAUUUUUCCUUUCUUUUCGUUAGAUUGAUCGAGUUGGUGAAUCUUUUUAUAGAGGCAAGUGGAUUAACUCAAAAUUGCUUGCUGCUAAGGUAGGUUGAUAAUAUCAGGCGAGUCCUGCUCUUCUAAAAAACACAUUCACCCUUUUGUUUGGUUAACGCUUAGUGGUGGAUUCGAUUUUAU